Molecule: messenger RNA, 591 nt
Organism: Hydatigera taeniaeformis
Lineage: Eukaryota; Metazoa; Platyhelminthes; Cestoda; Cyclophyllidea; Taeniidae
Source: the annotation of a GenBank genome assembly
ACUUGGUCGGGUUUUGAUAUCGCUAAGCACCUGCGAGCAGACUUUUCUGAAGUGCUCAAGAUUGUCGCUCAGAUGAGUGAUUGGGACGACGAUGAUAAGCCCAACAGCACUAAUAAAACAUGGGGUGACGAGGAAGAAGUUCCUGAUUCAUGGGAUGUAGAUGAGAAGCCAGUUUGUAGCAAGCCCAAGCAAGCUCCCCCACCUAAAAUGACCGCGAAGGAGAAAAUGGCAAUUAAAGCUGAAAAGAAGAACAAGGUGAUUGCGCAGUUGCAAAAGAAACAAGAGGAUGAAGCUAGGCCACUUACCGAACUAGAACGUGAAGAGCUAAGCAAGGAGCAGGAGUGUAACCUUAUCAUGGAUUCUUUUGGUGUUUCAGACGCUGCACCAUUGCAGGUCUCUGAGCUAGAUUUUAAUAAGGUGUCAACUAAGCAGGACUUCAUUGAUUUAUCAGUCAAGCUGGUUGAGAAGUUUAAGAAGCUCGAGAGUAAAACCAAAAAGAAGGGGCCGAAAACGAAGCUUGUUGUGGAGCGGAGUAUGAACGACUACGAUUAUGACGAUGAAGAAGGUGAUGACUAUGACGACUUUCUUUGA